Suricata suricatta (meerkat) is the source of this 1768-nucleotide messenger RNA. It is a transcript of the gene SDSL, whose product is annotated as serine dehydratase like. The record is from RefSeq and is a predicted model, not a curated record. Lineage: Eukaryota; Metazoa; Chordata; Mammalia; Carnivora; Herpestidae. The transcript is spliced from 8 exons. Gene Ontology annotation, biological process: L-serine catabolic process; L-threonine catabolic process. Gene Ontology annotation, molecular function: threonine deaminase activity; L-serine ammonia-lyase activity. Bases 293 to 1276 code for a protein of 327 amino acids.
GCACAGACAGCCCACACAGCCGCCCUCUCUGGGGGACAAGCUGGCCUUCCACGGGCGCGCCCAAGCCCCCUCCUCAGGGCGUCGUCCGCGGGCAUGCGGUGGAGACACAGCGCAGCAGAACUGAAGAUGUAGGCAUCGUGAAGUUCAUGUGUAGACACAGCCUCCCUGUGUGCACCUGAGUGUAUACAGCCGGCGCUCACGACGCCAGGGCAGCUGUUUGCAGCCGAUUGAUCCUUUACCAAAGGUUGCUCUGUGGGGUCUCACUUAACUCUCGAAACGCCAGGCCGUUGGAAUGGAGAACUCCCUGACUGAGUGUGCUAAGGGUGAGCAUUUCCACACGGCCACCCCUCUGCUGGAGAGCUGGGCACUAUCCCAGGUGGCAGGCACUACUGUCUUCCUCAAGUGUGAGAACGUGCAGCCGGCCGGCUCCUUCAAGAUCCGGGGCAUUGGGCAUUUCUGCCAGCAGGUGGUCAAGGAGGGAUGCAGACACUUGGUGUGCUCCUCAGGGGGCAACGCAGGCAUUGCUGCUGCUUAUGCCGCUAGGAAGCUGGGCGUCCCUGCCACCAUUGUGCUCCCUGAGGGCACCUCCCAGCAUGUGGUGAGGAGGCUGCAGGGGGAGGGGGCUGAAGUUCAGCUGGCUGGAAAGGUCUGGGACGAGGCCAGUCUGAAGGCACAAGAGUUGGCUAGGAGGGACGGCUGGGUGAACGUCCCUCCGUUUGACCACCCCCUGAUCUGGGAAGGCCAUGCUAGCCUGGUGCAAGAGCUCAAGGCAGCACUGGGGACCCCACCGGGGGCCCUGGUGCUGGCAGUAGGCGGUGGAGGGCUCCUGGCUGGGGUGUCAGCUGGCCUCAUAGAGGUGGGCUGGCAGCGUGUGCCCAUCAUCGCUGCAGAGACCCAAGGGGCACACUGUUUCAAUGCAGCCAUCAAGGCAGGCAAGCUAGUGACACUGCCAAACAUCACCAGUGUGGCCAAGAGCCUGGGUGCCAAGACUGUGGCCGUGAGGGCCCUGGAGUGCACAAAGGAGCUGGAGAUCUUCUCUGAGGUCGUGGACGACUCCCAGGCCGUGAGUGCCGUGCAGAAGUUCCUGGACGAUGAGCGCAUGUUGGUGGAGCCUGCCUGCGGGGCAGCGCUGGCUGUCAUCUACUCAGGCCUCCUGGGGAGGCUCCAGGCUGAGGGCCGCCUGAGCCCCUCGCUGGCCUCGGUCGUGGUCAUUGUGUGUGGAGGCAACAGCAUCAAUAGUCAAGGGCUGCAGGCUCUGAAAGCCCAGCUGGGGUAGAGCCGAGGGCUCCUUGUCCGGACGGACACACCUGCAGCUGGCUGAGGGGCCUCUGUGCUCGCAGACGACCGUGGAACCUGGCUGCCAGCUGCCUCUUACAGGAAGCCCUCCUGUGGCUCCCCUGCAGCCCUGGCCAAUCAACACUUUCUGAGUUGGAUUUGCAAUUCCGGCUGGUCCAGUCCUUCCUGCCCCAUGAGCUCACAGAAGGCACACAGAAACCUCGAGGCUGGCUCUGGGGUAAAGCCUCUCUUGCUACAUCACACGGCUUGGAUGAUAAGGCCAAGGACUCAAAACUUGGGUCUCUGAGGGAAUCUAGUCAUGCUGAACUCCCACAAAGGCUUUCCUCACCUGGGGGACCUGCUCGGGAGGAGAGGGAUGCUCAGGCCUGGACAGGCAAGGACAAUAUGACCAGUCUUUACCAACUCCUUAAAAAAAUUUUUUUUUAACAUUUAUUCAUUUUUGAGAGACAGAGUGGGGAGAGCAGAGAGAGAG